UUUUACACCUCUACGUCGUCUCGUCUUGAAAUUUACAAUAUCCGGGUACUUUCAAUAUGGUGGCCACUGGUAAAACGUGGAUAAGCUAAACAGAAGAGCACGCUUUCAACUACAAUCAUGUCGGACCAAGAUGGCGACCAAGAAAUGGUAGACUUGGACCAGUACAAGAAAGAGUACGAGAACAACAAAGAGUGGGAAAUGCGGCGGCGGUUCCUGGAAUGUCACUGGGGAAAGUAUCCCCUUGAGAGGCUGCUGUGUCUGUCUCAGUGCUUCAUCAAUAUAGAAUGUAUGGGCUGCCGCUACCCGGCUCAAGUUCAGGCGGAGGUAAAAGCUCUGUCCGAGGCCAUGCAGACGGAGCUGUCAGAGCACAGGGCACAAAGACAGGAGCUCACUGGGGUGAAGUUUGUCAAGUCCACUCUACCUGGUGACCAGCCAGUGACCGAGGGUCAGCAGAGUCACACCUCCAGUUUAGGGGGCCCCAGUGUAGACCAUAAGCAAGAGGAGCUUGACAUUCCAUCAGGAUCAAGAAAAGCCAAACAGACUCCUUUACCAUGUGUAACACAGGGUGCUUCAGAAACGGAUCAAAAAUUUGUAGAACUGUCAAAUUUUGUGAAAGAGUUCAUGAAAUUAAAGAAAAAUGCCAUUGAGACUCUGCACAUGGCUAUGGACAAGACGAGAAUGACUUCUUCUUGCAACUUCACAUGUGACGCCACUCAUGGGUUUCAAUGUGAAGUGCUGAUAGAUUUUGUGUCAGUUGCUAAAGGUGUUGCCUCUUCAAAGAAAGCAGCCAAGCAUGAUGCAUUUGAAAAUGCUCUGAAGGCACUGAACUGUAGAUAUUUACAUGUAGAUAGACUAAACCCCGAAAGACAAGAGUUGAAAACAUCUGACCGGCCAUUCCACCAAAAACAGUCAAAUUCAGGAAUGGUGAAACUAGGUCAGUCGCCAGGUGUCGCCGCCAUGGGUAUGAGGUCCAGGAAAAGAUCAGCUAGUCAGUUUUCCAACCCCGAGCUAGAGUUUUUUAUUCUCGAACCAAAAGAUAAGUCCAAUUCAGUCAACCCUGUGAUGAUUUUAAGACAGAGUGCUGACUUCAGCAAAGUCCCGUUGGAAUAUAACUUCCAGGAGGACCCUGCUGGAAGAGUGCGUUGUCGGUUAUUUCUUGGUGGCGAGCUGAUGGCUGACUGCAUGGACAUCAGCAAGAACAAAGUCAAGCUGCAAGCUGCCCAGAAAACCUUGGACAGUUUAAAGGAAGACUACUGGACCAUCCUGGUCAAGCAGAACGAGGAUUGUGAUGACCCUGGAUUGACCAAAGAGGAACUCUUGGGUGACCAGGCCAUGGCAAGUGAUAAGAUCCAAGAGGACAAUAUUGGUAACCAGUUGUUAAGGAAGAUGGGGUGGACGGGUGGGGGUGUGGGGAGAGGGGGGCAGGGGAGGGCCGAUCCGGUCACACUGAGCACAGUGAUCAACAGGGAGGGGCUGGGAAUGGCGGCAGACAAGGGGAUUACCAAGGAUUUCUGCACCAAAGUCCGUGAAAUCAUCAAUAAGUAUGUGAAAUCAGACAAUCAGAAUGACCUGGUGUUCAGUCCAGAAUUCACCAAGGAGGAGAGAGCCAUCAUUCACAAAGAGUCUCAAAAGCUAGGACUGAAAAGUCACUCCCAUGGCCAAGGGGAAGUGCGCUACCUUAUUCUAAGUCGGAAAAGGAGCGCCAAGCAGCUUUUUACACAUAUUUUUCAAAGUGGGGGUGUUACUAGCAAGUACGAAUUGGUGCCACCUAUCAAAAAGCCUGGAGAACAAAAAUAAACGGAAUAUUUUUUACAGAGAUUUAUGUUCGUUUUGGCUAACUCUGAUGACUAUGUAUUGUGGGAUAUUAAACUUCAUAGACGCUGGCAGGAAGUCUGAAGUAAACGGAGGAUGAAAACGAAGUUGGUUUGAAUUGAAGUUUUUGGUCAUCUGUCAUUAAACUUUGAAAUGCAAAGUUAAUUUUAUUUUAUUUUUAUUUAUAAUUUUUUGGGGGGCUACUCAUGGUGGCCUUCAGUUGUGGCAUGUGUAGCACUCCAAAUAUCAAAGAUGCAUCGUUUUGUAGCCUUUAAUUUGCAGUUUAUAUGUUUGGCAAGGUGCUUCAUUUUAGUUCAGGUAACAUUUGUCAUUUACCUAUAGAGUGGAAACGGCUAGUCAAUUAAUGUUAACAUUUUCUUAUAUUCCUUAUGCCUUUUUUUUUCAAAACAGAAUUUUAAGAAAAUGUAAAAAACAAUAAUUGUUUUUAGUCCUGAUAAAUAUGGUACAACUGGGGAAUCAUUUUAAUAAAUUGUAUAUGACUAUUGUAAAGAUAUGGUAUGGCAGUAAGGCCCAUGCGUUAUUUAUUUCGUUUUGGGGGGACAAAUUUGGUGAAGACAAUUCCGCAUGAUUAUUCAGACCUUCUGAUAAUUAUUUUAUGAUAAUUAUGAUUAUCGAUAGCUACAUUACCGCGAGGAAUCGGGACACAGGGAUUCUGUAUUUUUGGUUUUAUCCCAGCUGAAGUAAUACUCAGUAAAUCACUUAGGCGGUAGAUGUGUCGCCGUUCUUUCUUUUCAAAAUCAUAUGUCACACUGAGCUACUGUCACUACUGGUACAGUAGCUUCAUUUUGUACAACUUAAUUACUCCUCUCUUCUUACCGCUGUUUUUCGUAUAUCAAUUUAUAAAGCAGUCCCUUCUUAUAAGAUUGACAGUAGACAGUAAUGAAGAUGUGGCUGAUCCGCAGUAAAUGGUCGUUCAUCAUUAAGCACAUUAAAACCAGCGGGAAGUCCGUCCGUUGAAUUAGGAGAGAACCGCAUGCAAUCUCGUGAUUGUUCAAACUAUUUAUAACGGCCAUAGCUAAACCUUAUUUGUCAGUCAAAUUGUCAAUCGGUGGAAUAAAAGGUCACGCAGCUGUGACGCAACCAGCUUUAGAGACCAUCCCUAGACCCUAUCGUACUAACUGUGGAUCGAUCUAUCUCCAAGGAGAUUCUCG
This is a messenger RNA of Lingula anatina, 2984 nucleotides long. Its product is annotated as NF-kappa-B-repressing factor. Lineage: Eukaryota; Metazoa; Brachiopoda; Lingulata; Lingulida; Lingulidae. The record is from RefSeq and is a predicted model, not a curated record. Gene Ontology annotation, molecular function: nucleic acid binding.